Molecule: messenger RNA, 3136 nt
Organism: Owenia fusiformis
Lineage: Eukaryota; Metazoa; Annelida; Polychaeta; Sabellida; Oweniidae
Source: the annotation of a GenBank genome assembly
ACAGAAUGUUGUACAAAGCACGAACCGAAGGUGAGUGCAUUUGUACUAACAUUCUGUCCAACGAGUGCUGAAUUUCACCAUAUUGAAUGGCCUAUCAUUAUUUAUUCCGAUUCAAACAUAAAAAUUAGUAAAAGCCGUGUCUGUGGAACGGGCAUGAAGGAAGAAUACGCAUGCUGUCCCUGGACAGAGCCCCAGAUGUGCAGCUGAGAUGUGACGUCACUCAAAACAAUGCAAAUUGCAGAUUGAAUAGAGCAUGGUCGUGCAUCUAUGGAGAAUUAGAGAACGUUCUAUAUUGGCUAUGCUGCAUUCUGAUUGGUUGAGAAAUUCGAAUAGAGCACGGUCAUGUUUGAAUUGGUCACAAAUUUCAAUCGAUUUCUUCCAAAAACUCUUCUACAUACCUCAAACUAUUCUGAACUGUAUGUAACCAUUAUAAUAUGUAUAUCUAUACCCAUUCCCAGCCCAACACUUGAUUCAAAACAAAACAUAUACUUGGGUACGAGUUGUCUUGGGUACGAGUUGUCUUGGGUACGACUUGACUUGGGUACGAGUUGUCUUGGGUACGAGUUGACCAGUUACCAUAUGUACUGAUGAUUUCAAGGAUCCAAUCAUACUGCCUUGUCAUCACAGUUUCUGCAGAAAAUGUCUCAAAGACUUUGUAGAAGGAAGAUUAACAAACAAUAAAUUCCAGUGCCCACUCUGUGAUAAACUGACUGAGAUUCCUGUGAAUGGUGUACAAGGUUUUCCAGUGGAUGUACGGAUCGCAAAUAUGCUGAUCAAGAUUGAUGCUCUUUUAAAGGGAGUACCUUGCAGUAGCUGCGACACUAAGGAGAAUGCCAGAUGGAACUGUAAAACAUGUCGUCAAGCGUAUUGUAACAGGUGCCUCAAGUUGCAUAAAAAUAUACAAGAUGCAGAGAAACACAAAAUAGAACAUAUUAAUGCCAAUGAUGUGUGUGCAGCUGACCCUGAAAUGACAGACAGUUUUCACAGGAAAGCUAUAGUGAGGCAUUACUGUCCAAAUCACAAAAAAGAAGAACUUAUUUUCUUCUGUAAAAAUGAUGGUGAAACUGUGUGUAGGAACUGUAUUCUCUUAAAGCAUAGGGAUCACAAAAUCAUUGCUGUCAAAGACAAAGCAACAGAAAUACGUAAUCAGAUUGGCAACGUUUUAAAACAAGGUAAUUCGAACUUUAAGCGUCCUCUUACAGAUUAUGUAAGAUUCAUUGAGAACAUGAUGAAGGAAUGUAAGGAAAACUAUGACGAAACUGCAAAAUCAGUUCACGCAUACUUUCAAAAAAUCCAGGCCAAAAUUGAUGCAAAGAGAGACAAUUGCUUGCAAAAGUUGCAUAAGAAUCAUGCAUUUCAAAUGAAACUUUUGGAAACAACAACAAGCGAUAUGUCGGGACGAUUAUCUCGGUUCAAUAAUGAAAGGAGACUGUUGGAAACUUUAAAAACAAAUACAUCUGAUGUCCAACUGAGUAAAAUGAGCAAUAAACUCAUAGAUACAUUUACCGCAUGGGAGUCCAACGAUUGGCAGCGCCCUUAUAAGCUAAUUACACAGCAAAUUACCGUAUUUGCCAAUGACACACAGAUGCUUCAACAAUAUAUGGAUAGCAUCUCUGUGGAUGUAGAAGACAUAGUAAGGGGCACGCCUAUGCCAUUAUUCCCUGAUGAGAUACAUCAUGAUGUCCAAGAAGCAGAGGAGUUGAGUAGCUUCGAUACUGGAAUAGGUUGGGCAAAUGACAUAGCAAUCGCUUCAAACGAAGAUACUAUCAUAAUUGAAUGGAACAAAGAUGUAGCCACUGCAUUUGAUGCUCGACGUUAUCAUAAACUUAACAUCACAUGUACUGGCCCACCAAGAUCUGUUGCCAGAAUCAACAAAAAAGAAGUCCUCAUUGCAACAACUACAACAAUUGGUCUGUAUGACAAAAACUACAAGCACAUGAGAGACAUUAAAACAUUUGGAGAUAUACACAAUAUUGCUGUAAAUGAGGACAAUGACAUCGCUAUAGUGGAAAAUGCUGCUAAGGCUGUCAUUAUCAUAGACCAGAAUGGCAGAGAGAAGAUGAGACUGGAUAAGUUGAAGGAUCCUAUUGAUGUUUUGUUCAACAUAAAUGGAGACAUUGUGGUGUAUGAUGAUGGUGAUCAUGAACUAAAGGUGUACAGUGAUACUGGGGUAUUGAAACAUAAGAAACAACAUAACUGUGACUGUGGUGAAAAAUUAUUUUCAUAUCGUUAUGAAAAAUACCUUCUGACUGAUAUGUACAGACACAUCUUGGCAAAGGCAACAGACGGAAACAAGAAGCUGCUUUUAUACAGUAGAGACCUGAGUGUCGACAAGGAAGUGCUUCAAUGUGACAACUUUAUAGAUGCUUUCACUGUACAGAAAAAUGGCUCUCUAGCUGUGUUGAUAUACAACUCUAAAAAGUUGAACAUUUACAAAUACAUUAAAUAGACAUUAAGUGCAAAUAUCUUGUGUAAGGCCUACACUUGCAAUUUGGUAUUUUAUGGAACAUGAUGUAGAUCAUAUGUUAUUGCUUAUUUUUAAAAACAUAAUAGAUCCUAUACGUGAUGUAUAAAUGUCAUGUCUAUUUUUGUAAUAUUUAAAUUUCAAACUGAUUUAAAGUGUCUUUUACAUAUAGCACAGAGUUUACAGUAACGGAUUGGACAAAUUCAUUUUUUAAAUGAGUGUGAAAGCUCUCUCAACAUUUGCAUUUUUUUGUAUGGUAUUGUAAUAAUUUCCGAAGUUAUAUGACCUGGAUAAAAGAAUGGAAGCUUGAUGUAUUUAGUUGAUAAUUAUCAUUGACUCCCAAUAGGGAGUCAAUAGGUCAAUCAUUGACCUAUUGACCUGUAAAGCUUUAACAUCAUUUUAUUUGGGAUCGGUUUGUUAAAAAUGGUGGAACCACUCAUGUUUUUGUAUGACAUGUGAGCCAUGAAUGUGCGACAUAUGGUCAUUUGUUUAACCUCCCAUUAAAAGUUUCGUUUAUUACCAAUAGGACAUUCUGAAGAGACACAUUGUAUUUUGCCAUGUUAAAGAUAACAACAGCAACACUUGGAUUGAAAUAUCCAAUCAAUACAUUUACCUUUAACACACCUUCUGAUAAUAUGAUAUCUUCUUCAAAUGAAGUUGACAGUAUGUACA